Molecule: messenger RNA, 1039 nt
Organism: Erigeron canadensis
Lineage: Eukaryota; Viridiplantae; Streptophyta; Magnoliopsida; Asterales; Asteraceae
Product: probable lipid phosphate phosphatase 4
Exons: 8
Coding region: 133-990 (285 amino acids)
Biological process (GO): phospholipid metabolic process
Molecular function (GO): phosphatidate phosphatase activity
Source: RefSeq, a predicted model, not a curated record
GCACAAAAAAAAAAAACCUAUCUCCAUCUGCAGGAAACUGCCCGGAUUCUUUGAGCCCCCCCCUCUCCUAACCCCCUGAACUCUCUUGGCUUUAUCCCUUUAUCUAUCUAUAAAGGUUAAGUCAUAGCGAAAAUGUCAGAGAGUCAGACGGGUAAUGGAGCUCACACCAUAAACUCCCAUGGCAAAGAACUCGCAAAAGAGCAUAUGCACGAUUGGCUGGUCCUUUUGCUCUUAGCAUUGAUUGAUCUGUUACUAAACGUCAUCGAGCCUUUCCAUCGCUACGUUUCAGAAGAUAUGAUGACCAAUUUGAAAUAUCCUUUCUAUGAAAAAGACACCAUUCCUAUGUAUUUUGUUCCGGUAUAUGCUGGGAUACUUCCAAUCGCGAUAUUCCUCAUGUAUUACAUGCGUCGAAAGGAUGUGUAUGAUCUACACCAUGCUAUGCUUGGACUUCUAUAUGCACUUUUGAUAACAGCAGUCAUCACUGAUUCGAUAAAAGAUGCCACUGGUCGUCCACGACCAAACUUCUACUAUAGAUGUUUUCCGGAUGGUAAAGGGGAGUUCAAGGCCAAUGGGGAUGUUUUAUGCCAUGGAGAUAGACUCAAAAUAAAGGAAGGAUAUAAGAGCUUUCCUAGCGGACACACUUCAUGGUCUUUUGCCGGUCUUGGAUUCCUUGCUUGGUAUUUAUGCGGAAAACUAAGGGCCUUUAGCAACAAGGGACACGCACGAAACUUGUGUAUCGUCGUGUCUCCUUAUCUUUUCGCUGCACUAGUUGGAGUGAGUCGUGUGGAUGACUAUUGGCAUCAUUGGACCGAUGUUUUUACAGGAGCAUUGAUAGGAACAACUGUUGCUGCAUUCUGCUACUUACAGUUCUUCCCAUUCCCAAAUCACAAAAAUGGUUGGGCGCCUCAUGCGUUUAUCGCUGUUAUGGAAAUGGAACGCUCUCUAAACGCAGAAGGUGCAAAUGCACGUUCUGCUGAUUUGGAUGUUUAACAAGGGAGAGGAGACAUGGAGCCACGGUUAUAUGGAGAUCAAUCUAAUA